AUGAGCCACCUCCACCCCGGCCGCCGCCGCAGCGCGCGCCACAGUUCCCGCCCACCCACCACGCGCCUCCAUCCCCAAAUCGACGCCACUGAGGACGGCACCGGAGUGGCCAGCCACCGGCGCAGCAGUAAGCGCCGGAGCUCCCACAUCCAAUCGAGCGAGGGGGGCGACCGAGUGACCCGCCGCUGCCGCGGUAAGCGGUUCCGCGCCCAGACUCAUGCUAGCGAGGUGGGCGACGGCACCUCGCCGGAGCCGCCCGCCUCCCCGCUUCAAGUCGACGACCUCCUGAGGGAGAUCCUGCUCCGCCUCCCCCUGGACCUACACUCGCUCUCUCGGGCAUCCGCCGUCUGCAAGCCGUGGCGAGGCAUCGUCGUCGAUUCCAAGUUCCUCCUCCGGUUCUAUACACGCCAUCGUAAGCCGCCCCUCCUCGGAUUCUUCCAGCGCGGCGACCAACGGCUCAUGUUCACCCCCGUCAUGGCUCCUGCUCCCGACCGCAUCCUACCUGGGAGCUUCGACCUUGGACAUUGCUACAGCCACGUGCUUGAUUCCCGCCACGGCCGCGUCCUUCUCAGUGCCGGGCCCCGGAUCUUCAUGUAUGAUCCUAUCACCAGCAAGCAGCACGACAUGUCCAUUCCUCCGGUGUUCUUGGACCGCCACUUCAGCGCGGCAAUGCUCUGUGCUGCCAGCGACCAGGGACAUGUGCACGGCGGCUGCCACUCCUACCCCUUCAAGGUGGUCUUGGUGUCCAUGUACAGAGGGGGGCAACCCAUUGCCCGCGUUUACUCCUCAGAGACUGCCACAUGGGGCGGUCUCAUCUCUACCAAGACUCGACAUGUUGGGUCUUCUCUUGAUUCUGGUGGCACCCUUGGAUCCCGCUUUAGGGAUCACUGCUACACUUUCACGAGUUUCUCUCCACUAGGCACAACCAUUGCCGGUGGAACUGAUGGAGCUGAAAUGUUAGGAUGACACUGGUUUGAUGUGCUAAUGUGCUGAAACGGUCUAAUGGGUGAAGGAAGGGUUGCUGUGGUUGUUAGUUGUCACUUGGUUUGUCGCGUCGCAUCAGUGUGGUCGGCAGUGUUUAUAUGUUACCUAAAAGGCUACAACAACCUACCGUGCCUUAAUCUAGCCAAGUCUCUAAUGUAGGAAGAUGCUUUUGAAUACCUAAUCCAGGGAAUUUGAGCUGAACCUAGUAUUAUAUGAAGUUGGAUUCCGCCUUCUCCUGUUUUUGCUUCAUGCUUGUGCUUGGCAGCUCUUGUGUUGAGCAAUGAGAG
Messenger RNA from Triticum dicoccoides, 1271 nucleotides. RefSeq lists its product as uncharacterized. Gene Ontology annotation, molecular function: protein binding. The transcript has 3 exons. The record is from RefSeq and is a predicted model, not a curated record. Lineage: Eukaryota; Viridiplantae; Streptophyta; Magnoliopsida; Poales; Poaceae. The coding region runs from base 1 to 966 and encodes 321 amino acids.